Messenger RNA from Nematolebias whitei (Rio pearlfish), 730 nucleotides. RefSeq names its product F-box only protein 48. NCBI's taxonomy places the organism in Eukaryota, Metazoa, Chordata, Actinopteri, Cyprinodontiformes, Rivulidae. The record is from RefSeq and is a predicted model, not a curated record. Bases 119 to 574 code for a protein of 151 amino acids. Gene Ontology annotation, molecular function: protein binding. The transcript is spliced from 3 exons.
UAAAAAAAUGCGCUGACGUCACGUCUGUGUGUAAACAACCGUUGGGACAUUUAAACUCCGCGAGCUGUCAAAGACACGAACCGAACUUACUGCAGGUUCUUCACCCUGUUGGGAUAUUAUGCAGCAUGAGUCUUCAUGGAUGACGCCCAUGUUCAUCCUCUGUGAAGGAACAAGACCCUCCCUGAAACCAUCGGAGAACUCUCAGAACUUUGCAGAGAUGCUGCCGACAGAGAUGAGCGUGAGGAUCUUCGGGGAGCUGGACACAGAGAGCCUCUGCAGCGCCUCACGGACCUGCAGACUGUGGCACCACAUCAUCGAGCAGAGCGAGCAGCUGUGGCGGCAGCAGUGUUCACUCGUUCGGGCCGUCUGUCAGAGGGAAGUGGACCGAGACCGGAGGGAUGGUCUAUCCUGGAAGGUGACUUUGGUGAGGAACUUCACUCGCAGCCGUGUGAAGGCGGACUGGCUGAGAGGACGAUACAGCGGCGUGCGCUCUGCUGAUGAGCUCGGGAGGAGCAUGACGCCCCUGGACGUCGAGACGUGGGGGGAGAUCCUGCAGGCAGAGCUGGAUCGGUGAUGCUGUCGGAGUUUGACCCACAGCCACUGAAACAUUUGACUCUAAUGUACAUUUUCUUCUUUUAUUUUAAUGAAAGACAAUUGUUCAUAUAGUUAAGAUUUUUUUUUAAAGAAAAAAUAAUGGAAAAUGUUUUGAUGUAAAUAGAGCUGCAAUAAA